CGAGAGUCACACUUCAGAUGUGCAUCUCAUCGCGAAGCUUUCCCACCACGCCUCCUACAUACUACAUCAUAGCACACACACCAGCGCCAGCUAUCCAAUAUGGACCCUCUCGUCAACCGCCCGAACACUGUGCCUCAGCGCCAAAGGCUCUACCAGGCUGACCCUCGUCCAGUCUACCAGCGCCUUCCCCGAUCCCGUCUGUACAUGGGCGUCUUCUUGACCCUCUUCUCCGCUGGCAUCUGGGGAACCGUCGGAGGGAUCUACAAUGCUGCGCACGGCAAGAAGGAGCCAGGCGCACCCUGAUCCGCCUGCCAUCGCCCGUCUCGCGACACGACACGUUGAAUAGAUUCAUUGCCUCGCAUUCCCACCUCUCGUGCUGCCUAUGUUGGUCGGCCUACCUACAGCACAUUGACGCUGCUUCUCUCGGGCCCGCCGCUGUUUUGGGUCAUGGCUGUUGAGCAUUCCAUCCCUCAUGCUUUGGUCUCUGGCAAAAUGUGGUCUGGUUGCGAGGAACGCCGUUGCCUUAUCAACGCUCCUUUUGCGUUCUGGUAGCGGCAUUGGUGGUGGUGAGAAGAGAGCUGCUGCUGCUGCCGACGUCUAGAUCACAGCCAAGAGCAAUUGCGCCAUCAAGGAUGCGAGCGCACACUGAGCCUGACCUGUUGUUGAGGUUGCACGGCAUCUUCGACUUUGAUAAUCAGGUGACGCUGCUGGUACUGCACAUGCGAUAUGGAGGGAGUGGCGCCUUGUGCCGGAAGCGGAGGAC
Molecule: messenger RNA, 763 nt
Organism: Ceraceosorus guamensis
Lineage: Eukaryota; Fungi; Basidiomycota; Exobasidiomycetes; Ceraceosorales; Ceraceosoraceae
Exons: 4
Coding region: 100-303 (67 amino acids)
Source: RefSeq, a predicted model, not a curated record